AUGCCGCCCUGGUUAUUGCUGCAGGUGCAUUCACCGCCAGGCCGGCUGGGCGAGGUGCGUCUGGUGACGGCGCGGCCGGGCUACGGCGCCGCGGCGGCGGGCUGGGUGGAGCAGUGCUCGUGCCCGCCGGGCUACCGCGUGAGCUGCGAGGCGUGCGCCCCGGGCCACCGGCGCGACCCCCCCGGUGGGGGGCCCCUUGCCACCUGCGUCCCCUGCAGCUGCCACGGCCACAGCGGCUCGUGCCACCCUGAGACCGGUGCGUGCGAGUGCCAGCACAACACAGCGGGGCGUCGCUGCGAGCAAUGCGCCGCCGGUUUCUACGGCGACGCGACGCGCGGCCGCGCCGACGACUGCCGCGCGUGCCCCUGCCCCCAGGGCUCCACGUGCGCCCUCGUGUCCGGCGAGGUCACGUGCACGCGCUGCCCCCAGGGGCUCACGGGCAAGCGCUGCGAGCUGUGCAGCGACGGCUACUUCGGCGACACCGUGGGGGCGGAGGGCGCCGCGGUGAGGCCGUGCCGUCAGUGCGAGUGCAACGGCAACGUGGACCCCAACGCGGUGGGCAACUGCGACCGGCGCACGGGCGAGUGUCUCAAGUGCACGCGCAACACGGCCGGCUUCUUCUGCGACCGCUGCCGCGACGGUCACUACGGCAAUGCGCUGGCGCCGGGCGACGGGGACAAGUGCCGACCGUGCGCGUGCUCCCGGUGGGGCACGCUGGGAAACCCCGAUGGCUGCAACGUGGUGACGGGUCAGUGCGAGUGUCGACCCCACGUGACCGGGCGCGACUGCGGCCAGUGCCUGCCCGGCUACUACGUGUCCCCCGACGGCAACGGCUGCGAGAGGUGUAACUGCGACCCCGUGGGCUCGUCGACGGGCGGCUGUGACCCGGUCACGGGACAGUGCGACUGCCAUCCCGGCACCUCCGGCCGCUGCUGUGAUCGGUGCGAGGGCAGCCAUUUUGGAUUCUCUCUCGAAGGCUGCAAGCCGUGUGACUGCGACACGUCGGGCUCCAAGUCGAUGCAGUGCGACCAGGCGGACGGGAGCUGCCCGUGCCGCGAGGGCGUGACGGGCGCGCGCUGCGACCAGUGCCGCGAGAACUACCACUACAACCGCACCAACCCGGGCUGCCAGGAGUGCCCGCCGUGCUACCGGCUCGUGCGCGACAAGGCCCAGGAUCUGCGCGAGCGCCUGCGUGAGCUGGAGCAAGCCUUCGAGCGCAUCGCCUCCGACCCGGGCACCGGCACGGACCGCCACUUCGAGAUGAAGCUGCAGCAGGCGGCCAGCGCCGUCGAACAGCUGCUGAGAGACGCACAGCACACGCAGAUGUCGGACCAGGGCCUGCAGUCCCAGCUGGAUGAGCUGGAGCGCACGUUGGCGUCGCAGAAGGGCCGCCUGCAGAAGAUGGGCGACACGGUGGGCGAGACGGACGGGGUGGCAGCGCGGGCCGGGCGGCGCGCCGGAGACACGCAGCGCAUGCUGGAGCGAGCGCAGCACGAGCUGGAGCGGGCCAAGGCCGCCAUCGCCUCCGUCAACAUCGAUGGGAAAAACGUGACCGGGCCCAACAACUUCACAGUUCUGGCAGAAGAAGCGAGGCGUCUGGCGGACAGCCACAAGCAGGCGGCGGACGACAUCGAACGGACCGCAAACCUGGCCAACGACACGUCCACGGCAGCCUACAACCUGCUGCGCAAGACGCUGGCCGAGGAGAACGACAUGGGCGGCCAGAUCAGCGAGCUCACACGCAGGGUCGGCGCGGCCAAGACGCAGGGCGCGCAGCUCGAGGCGCUGGCAGACGCCGUGCACAAGGAGGCCAAGGCGGCCGGCGACAAGGCCCUGCAGAUCUACGCCAACGCCUCCACGUCUGUGCCCAACGUGGACAUCGACGCCCUCCAGGCCGGCGCCGACCGGGUUAAGGGUCGCGCCGCGGAGCUCGACGGCAAAGUGUCCGAGCAGCAGGGCCAGUUCCGCGAGCUGCAGGACGACCUGCGUCCCCGCGUCGACGAGGCCAAGCGGCUGCUGCAGCGCGGCAACACGGAGCAGCAGGUUCUGGAUCAGCUGUUGGCGCGCGCAAACGCCGCGUUCAUCUCGGCCAAGGAGGCCGAAGGGAAAGGGAAAGCCACUCUCAAGGAGGCCACCGACACCCUCAACAUCCUGAGAGACUUUGACAAGCGCGUGAGCGACAACAAGACGGCGGCGGAGGAGGCGCUGCGCCGCGUGCCGGCCGUGCAGGCGCAGAUCGAGAGCGCCAACGCAAAGACGCGGCAGGCCGAGGAGGCGCUGGGCAACGCCGCCAACGACGCCCGCGACGCGCGCGCGAUGGCGCAGGACGCCGAGGAGAUCGCGCGGCGCGCCCAGGAGCGGGCGGGCGGCCUGAAGACGGAGGUGGAGAAUGCAUACGGGGACGCAGCGGGCCUGGCCGAGGGCGCCGCCGGGCUCCUCGCCGGCCUGGCUGGCGCCGAGGCUGAGCUGGCGCGCAAGCAGCAGGACGCCGCGCGGGACAUGGACCUCGCCAACAUGGCGGCUGAGGCGGCACAGGAGGCCGAGGACAAGGCGAGGAGAGCCAAGAGCUCCGUCAGCGGAGCCCUGGAGCAGAUCGAGCAGCUCCUGCGUGACUUGGGUUCCCUGGAGGACGUAGACCUGGGGCGGCUGCAGGAUCUGGAGCGCAAGUACGCGGAGGCGGAACGGGCGCUGGCGGGCGGCGGGGAGCUAGAGCCGCGGCUGAAGCGCCUGGAGGACGCGGUGGCAUCGCAGUCGGCGGCGCUGCAGGGCUACGACGCGAGCGUGGAGCAGGCGCUCGCCGACAUCCGCAACCUGGAGGAGAUCCGCGACGCCCUGCCGCAGGGAUGCUUCAACGCGGGCGAGAUCGAGAGGCCCUAAGCCUUGCCCCCCACCCCCUGCCCUAAUCCUCCCAUCCCCCCCUCCCCCCCCGCUUGAAGCGGAGGCGUCGAAGAAAAUGUCAUGACGAGAGGCGACUAAUUUAAAUUAACGACGGACAAAAUCACGGAGAAGACAGACAGAGAGAGAGAGAGAAAAAAUAUAUAUGUGGGUGCUUCCGGAUCGCGUGAACUGUGUCGAGCCCGCGGCGAGCGCCGCAGUGCGACCUGGGACAUCACGUUGACCGCCACCUUCAAUGAAAAAACACAGCGAAAUACGGGGGGGGGGAAAUUAUGGAUGAGUGAAAAAUAUAUUGUCGGGGACGAAGCCGAAUAAAUGUAACUAUAUUUUUUAAUUAGCGGGGAUCCAAUUGUCGCGUGCUCUUUUGACAUAGUAUUAAAACGCGAUUGCAUCCGGACGCAGAGUUUGUAUGUUUUAUUGUGCAAGCGAUGCAGCCGGGAAUUACCACGGGGGGGGGGGGGGGGGAGGCUCGCGUCUCGAUGGAGGUCGCGCGGGGUCAGGAAGACAGAUUUCGCGCUUUCGUUUAAAAACGCCGGCUACGAAGGUUGACGUCGCGAUGGAGCGAGGGCGGUCGCUGGUGUUUAAAUAAAAGCGCACCAUCGCAAACCCUGCCCCCCCCUCCACGGUAAUAUUGUGGGGGGGGGGGAGGGAUGGCUUCGUGCGACAAGAGGAAUCGCGGAUAAGUGGAGUAGACCUCGCGACGAGGAAGUCUUUCUCUCAUCCUCCGUCCACGGAUAUCGGGGAGAGAUCGCGGAUGUCAUGGCCUCUGCCUUCACGAGGGUUUUUUAGCUAAGAGGGAUGGCAGAUAAGGCGACUUCUACGGCAAUUUCAAGGGAGGUUGUUUUGUCACCUCUGUCGGUUAUUCGAUCGCGCGAGCGCUUGAGGUCGCGCCCUCCGACGUCUUUUCGGUUAGUGCCGCCACGUUUCGUUCGCUCGCGACGUCCGACGUUUCGCUCCGCGCGCUGGCAGUUGACGUCGCGCGGAGACGACGCGUGAUAUACGAUGCGGCUGACGCAGUCGGAGCACCCGUGCGCCAGGCGUUGCUGCUGUCGCGGCAGUAUUACGUGCGGGAUUGAGAUCGACUCGCACACCGCACGCCCAAGCGAAACGUAUUUACUCCCCACGGCGCUAUGCGGCCCGAACCCAUAACCCCCAACAGAUCGCGGAUGCCAACUGCAGUCUGCUUAUUGGCUAUGGCCCAACCGUAAUAGAUGUAUUAUCACUCGUCUUCUUGCAAGGCGCGUGGAACAGAUCCGGAGGUCGUGGGGGCAGGUAGCCAUGGGCACCUUAUGUCGAGUAAUCGAGGACUCGUGAAGGUUGUACCGUGAGGGGGGCAACAGAAUCAGACUCCGCUUGUUCAAAAGUGGGUGGGGGGCAGAUACCCUCCCUGCACCCAUGUUCCCACAACCCACGUUACUUUGUGGAUUUUCAAGGCGGGAGACAGCUUGGCAGCUGCGGUAUUUUCGCCCCCGGUGAUCUUGUGUGCUGAUGUUUCGCCAGGAUGAUAUCGCCUGUGUUGUGCCAGUUGCUGGUCCCUAGAACGGCGAGUCUGAUUCGUUCAGGAGGCACCACAAGAUUGAAAGUGCUCCCUGGGCUAUUGGGUGUCAAUUUUCGCCCUCGAGUUUACUGUUAAAUGGCACACGUGCUAUUUAAAUCCACGAGGUGCUUGAUAAAAAAAAAAACUAUAUUAAAUCACCAUUUGAAUAUUAACCAAUACAGUGGCUUGUUUCUAAUUAGCGCUAAACACGUAUUGCCACCUUGUUUCCGAACAAUAAUAACAUUAACUAUGAAAAAUCUAUUAAAUUAUGAAUGCAAUAAUUAUACACGACAACGGAAACAUUUGAGCAUUCAUUUCUUAUCAUUUUUAUCAAAUGUGCCCUUGGAAAUCUGUUAGUGCUUUUCGUCAAGAUGCGACACGCAGCCCGUGUCAUCGCUGAACCACAUGCCGUUCGCCUGCUGGCCAGUUCACACCGGCAUGUCACGGUAUUGCGACUGCCCACAACGUGGUAUCUAUUUUACUGACCGCGGGAGGGGGAUGAUGGGCUGCACUUCUCAGAUGGGAUUCGAUCUCAUGGCUCACAUUAAGGUCGGGGCACUGCGCAAAAAAUAAAAAGUGUGAUAGUCGCAAAGCAGGUCGGCGACUUUAUCUACCAAGUUGCAAUUUGUGUUGUGCCCAGUUUAAUUUUCUGCUAAAAACAACAAUUCGUGUGAUUGUUUUUUUAAUUAUAAAUAUGCGUACACUAUACACUACGGUGGGUAAAAAAAGGGGCUUUGAUGACGGGAUGUAGAGCAGAGGUCGCAACCGGGUACCCGAUACCCGUACCCUACCCGAUACCCGGCUACCCGUACCCGGCCGGGUACGGGUACGGGUACCCGUUUGCGAUACUGGUGCGGCCGGGUACGGGUAAGGAAUCAAAACCCGUUUGCGACAUCUGAUGUAGAGAGCCCGAUUUGCCCCGCAAGCUCGUGCAACUUUCACUUUGCGUUUCUGUGUCGCCGUCCACAGGCAGAGUUGGCAGAGGCGUCGUGCUGCAGUUGCUUCAAUUGCUGCUGUUGAUUCAGUUGCGUCUGUUACUUCUGUUAAUUAAGUUGCCUCAUUCAACUUAAGCACAAAAUUUAGACCAACGGUUUGUUACAGCGCGCCCGGAUUUAAGAAAGGCCAAGUUUUGUUUAGUAUCCAUAAUAGAGGGUUUUUUUUGGGGGGGGGGGGUUAGAUCACGUAAAUAUAUGUGUGUCGUUAAACACGCCACCACCCGACACGGCCAAUUAGUAAGAGGGUUCGUCACCUAAACAAAACGUGUGCCAAUUCGUUACUAGCACACCACACCGCUAAAAUUUCGAUUUAAAGCUUUCGUGAUUGCAGGGAUUCAUCUUCUUGGUUCUUUCGGUAAAGUCACGUAGAAGGGAAAUAAUAAAAGAAUAAAAAUAAAACCCACGACAACAUUUACAUCGCGAAGGCCUACGUGUUGAGCUCGCUCCCUCAUAGACUGUCUAAAAUACAACACACGAAAACGAUACUUUUUAUAACGAUGUAAAACACUCUCAUUGGUGACUACAGCAGAUUGCCAUAUUCUACAUCACCCUCUGAUCGAUUCAUCCAGUCCUGGAUCUCUUUAUUUUUCCUCUUAUUUGAUCGUCUCUGAAGAUUCUAAUUCGAUUCAUAUGGUGCCAUUUGAAAUACGGUCUCUGUGGCGGCAACGUUGUUGUCAUGGUGAAGGGCUGUUCGUGCUCCUUAUCUUUUGUAUUUUUCCCGUGAACAUUUCCGUAGCAUAUGCCUCUAACAUAAUGCUGGGAAGAUGUCCCUGCAUGCUUAUAUUUCCAGCGCUUAACCUCGUUAUUUAUAAGUGAAAGCAGCCUCGAUCCAAAAUUAAAGCGGGUGACGGUGUAAAGGUGCGAUGCUACGAAUACAAUGUAUACGAGUAUGUGCGAGGGAUGUGUUCCCAAUUUUUUGGGGAUUAAUCUGACUUGUCCAAAAAUCGAACAUCGCUCCGAAAUAUUGAUCAGAAUGUGUGACGUCACAUGAAGCGAUUUCACUUCCACGCUUUUCCGCACCAAAACCGUCCGUAUUGUGACAUCAUUUUGCCGACAUCUAAAACUCAUCCCUCGUACGCACAGGUCACGUUGGCCGAUCAGAGUGGACCAUCAUCAUAUCGCCACAUUCUGUAAUUUAAGACCUAAUCACCUAUGCCAUUGUGGCAUGGCUCUUCUGCACCGAGUUAUACGUCCUUUUGCAGGGGACGUAUUCUCUUUUGCACUCUGAUUGACUUAAGAGGCAACGGUCUUUAAAAUCAACAACCCCUUUCCCCAAAGAAAUUGACCACUUGUCCAUCUCUUUUGCGCUAAAGUGGUACAGUCCCAUCUAUAAAACCACGGCACACCGCCAGGGCCACCCACAGGUUCCUGGGGGCCUGGAAAGACACCAGGCCCUGGGGCUUAAUGUGCCACGCGGGGUCACCUUACAUCGGUGGUUCUCAACCGGGGGUACACGUGGCAAUGUCCCAGGGGGUACGUGAGGUCAUUUACAAAUGUGUGAAAUUAUAUCACACGUGAGAGUCAUUGGCGAAUAAUGAUCAUGUCGUACGAAUCUUGCCAGCGUAAAAUAACUACGAUACAAUUUAAUUCCACGUGGUAACCUACAACGAUGUAAAAGACCUUUUCUCAACUCAUUGAUCUCAAACAAAAGUGGUUUGCAAGAGUAAGUAGCGAGCGCGAACAAAGUAUGUCACACAUGAAGAGCGUCCGGUGACUUUGUCGUUAUUCGCUUGAAGUCACUUAGCUCGUUAGGGUAACCUCGCGCAAUGUACAAUUGGUUAAAAAAUUGACGUGUCAUUGUUCGUGCAACACGUCUUUUGCUGUGAUGUUUACAUCGCAAACUGCAGCCGUUCCAUCUGUUUGCAAGGCUGUGGCCAUAUUCUUGCUUUGUUCCUCGGCAAGUGUCUGCUCGUCUCUGCACACUCAGGACAACGAGAAACGAUCAGAGCUCACUGCCCCUCGAAUGUGCAUGUGAGCAAGGGAAGCACCAUCUUUGAUCACGUGAUACGUUCGCCCUCGAGUAGAAAAUUACACCCCAUUCAGCCCACAAUCUUUACCAAAAAGCACCGGCGAGAGGUUAAAGUGUCCCCUUACUUUUUGGGACCUUCGCCCGUCGGCGUUGUGCAGGUCAUAUGUUGCUCGAGGAAUCUAUCUUCGCUGUGUAAGCUUUACGUUGCUAAAGGAUGUGUCAUUGUUAAGGAUGCCAUCAGUGGCCCAAAGAUCUAUCGACAUUGAGGAGGCUGAGUCGCCCACCUUCUGCGACCGCCAGUGAAUUGAUCAAUCAUCGCCGUUUUCCAACUCACAUUUUUGGUGGUCCGAUCGUGGCGCUGAUUUUAUAUUGGUCGACGGAGAGUGCUCCGCACUACGAUUGACCCUUUCUAAGAUACAAGUUGCGUUUUAAAGCUGGUCUUUUAAUGAAAUGUAUGUUUGUUGAGAUAUCACUUGUAUAGUUUUUAGUUCACGCUUGCGAUGCGGCUCACAACAAUUUAGGUUCGCAUUCACCUUCACGUGCAUGGAAUCAACUUUCAUUAUACCUGAAACGAUCUUCUUUUGGCAACUCGCACACCACUCGCUGUUUCUUUCACGCAUCGGCCGGAGUGAUGUCAAGCAAACCGAGUGGCGUCUCAUAGAUGUGGGGUGGCCAAACCGUGGGUUCCCUAGUCACGUGCGGCUCUCGCCAGGUCCGUUUGUGGCUUGGUAAGAGACGCGGCUAACCACGUCUGACUCUUGAACGUAACGUUACUUUAAACAGAAAAACUAAACAUCUGCAGAGGCAGAGCUGACAUGGGGCACUUGCCCCACGGCCAGUUGACACAAAUGAACCGGCCGCGGUGGCGAGAUGUUAAUUCCCUCGCCUGGUAUGCAGGGGGUCUUGGGUUUGAUCCCGACCCUGACGCCUGCUGUGUAUUUGGAGUUGGCGGUGUUCUCCCCGUGGUCGCGUGGUUUCUUCCAUUUAGAAUCAUGCGUUUGGAGUAUUUGGCUGAUAUAAAUUUCCAUGUGAUGAGCCACUUCGUUGAGCUAUCAUUUGUGGCCAGGUCGCUUCUGAAAAAGCUAUAUUGCUCAGUGGGCCUUACCUAGUAAAAUAAAAAAAAACAUUUGUUUAGUUUCAUGCCAUCUGCUACUGUGGCUCAUGGCUAUGUGAAGGUAUUGAUCGUAGGGUCAAGAGGUUUGGCCAUCCCUGUUAUAGAUGAUGCCUCUUAAUAACAAUAGCAAGCUGACAGGUUGCAUACAUUUCCACCAUACUUACUCCCCCAUGCGCAUUGUCCAGUUGAAGUGCAAAGGUUGAAGUUAAACGAUGUUCAGUUGAUACUACUAUUGCUCACAACAAUUCCGACAUGCAGAUUCAUGCUCGCAAAGCUACCCAAAAGUAACCUGUUGUUUGGCCGAGGAAGCUCUAGUUUCAGAAGAGCUCUCCCGGUAUACCGAAGCACUUGCAAAAAUAAGUAUUUCGUCUCGGUAUGAAACGUUCUGGCUUCCCGCUUGACUCAUCAUACAAGGAAAGGGAUGGGGCUACACCCAAGUAGUGGACAAGGAUGGCAAGAGUUAGGCCAGGGCCUAUGGACAGUAGUGUCAGAGCGAGCCACUCGUGGUGGGUUGAAGAUAGUUGUUGAGUGAGCCUGGCUCACUGGAAAGGUGGGCAGAUCUGAUGGAGGGACGGGGGCGUGGGGGUGUCGGUGCUUCUCACCACGCGUCUCCCUUGAGCCUCACAGAGAUAUUUGGGAGCCUCACAGAGAUAUUUGGCAGCCUCAUGAACCGGGUCCGUUUAUGAUUGUCACGGGAUUACAACACUGGUGGGAUUGGAGAGGGUGGCGGGGUUGUCGCACGUAACAUCUCAGCGACUCGUGGGAGUGAGAGGGGAUGGUCCGCGGUUGAUUGACAGCGCUGCUCGGGGUUAACGCCGCCGCCACCGCUGCUGCUGCUGUGAAGAUAAUGGCAGCUAAAGUGUUUCCGUGCCAAGGUGUGCACACCUAUUUGUGUUGCUGUAAAUGCGACUUUGCGUUUUCAAUCUGAAGUCACAUCCAUUUUGUUAUUUGAAAUAUAAUUAUUGGUUGUUUUUUUCCCCCCGUAUUAUUUCCCACAGCCUGAAUAAUCUCAAGUAGACCCGAGUCCCAUGUCUCGAUAUUUUGCGUUGAUUUAUCGACUAAGCCAUUUCAGCCGAGACAUCUAAGAAAUAAUGGCGGGGGGGGGGGGGUGCUGAUGUUUUUGUCAUUGGGCCUAUACUGUAUGAACUUAUGUUAAUAACGCAAAAAAGACAUAAUUAUAUAGGUGGCUAAAUAACAAGUCACUGCAGUACAGGGUGCUGUCAAUCAAAAAGCAAGCAAGAACCGCAAAUUGUAAAUGUUGUAACGUGUGCCAUGCGAUGUUGGACGGUAUAAGUUAGACCGAAACAAAAUUGCAUGCAAGAGUGAUGCACUGUUGAACUUCAGCUGAGGCUUUUCAAAGGACAAGUCCUAAGUAAGCAUGGAAGGUUGUUGGGCCAACCUUGGCUCUACAACGGUUUCAACCACAUGGCUCAACAUUGCCAUGGUUUACCAGGGUGGUCUAAGCUUCUAACCAUUACACCUACACUGCUAAAUCGUUUUUGUACACAUUUCUACUCAGAGGUGACAUGGCAUGCUUCUUGACCUCUGACAUUCAUUUUAAAAUAUAUAUUAUUUAACACAGGUCAAAAUGUCAUGGUUUUUUUUAAUGUAUUAGUAAGCUUCUGUGAGUGCAGUUUGCUUAGAGACUGCACUGCAAAGCCAUAUUGCGCUAUAAUAUAAGUUCUGUAGCUCAUUAAGGUGUUAUUUUGAUUGUAUUUUAGAAAUAAAUUGCAAUGUUUCAACUGAUACACUGGUGCUAAUGGAAACAUAUAAAAGAUGUUUUAAAAGGAAAUAUAUGGUUGUGUUUUGAAUUUCA
Molecule: messenger RNA, 10326 nt
Organism: Lethenteron reissneri (Far Eastern brook lamprey)
Lineage: Eukaryota; Metazoa; Chordata; Hyperoartia; Petromyzontiformes; Petromyzontidae
Product: laminin subunit gamma-1-like
Biological process (GO): tissue development; axon guidance; animal organ morphogenesis
Cellular component (GO): basement membrane
Source: RefSeq, a predicted model, not a curated record